UACCUCCAUUAAAUGUCGAGAAGAAGAGCGAACGCAGUGCUUUGGGUCUCAUUUUCACAAAAACGACAUUGUUUUUCAAACUAUGCGGUAAGAAUAAGUGAUUGUCAUCACAGAACGUGUAAUAAAAAUAUGUUUGCAGUUGCGCAGAUAUGAAAACUGCCUAAGCUAAACGUUUAUCUCGUUUAUGUUACGAAAGCACGCGCCUUUUCAUGCUAGCUAGCUAGCUAGCUUCUCACAUGUUUUUAUUACGAACCUCACUAUCUGAAUGGACUUCUGCGUGACGUGAACAGGUAACCCGCGCUGCGUUGCCCCGUUCCUGAACGCGAUGGCUGCUCAGAGAGUGCUCCCUCAAAGCAAAGAGUCUCUGCUGCAGAACUACAACAAGAGACUGAAAGAUGACAUCAGGUCCAUUCUGGACAACUUGACGGAGAUUAUCAAAACAGCAAAGAUAGAGGACGAGACGCAGGUUUCCCGAGCAACCCAAGCAGAUCAGGACCAUUAUGAGAUGCACGUGAGAGCAGCCAACAUUGUACGAGCUGGCGAGUCCCUGAUGAAGCUGGUCUCCGAUCUGAAGCAGUUCCUGAUUCUGAACGACUUUCCCUCGGUGAACGACGCCAUCAGCCUCCAGAACCAGCAGCUCCGCUCGCUGCAGGAGGAGUGCGACAAGAAGCUCACCUCGCUCCGUGACGAGAUCGCCAUCGACCUGUAUGAGCUAGAGGAAGAAUAUUACUCCUCCAGGUACAAGUAGGCUCAUACUUGCCCCCAUCCCACCGCCCCUCUCUUGUCCCAUGCCCCACACCAUGUACUGUCUCACAUUCACCAUUCACUGCUGAACCCGAGGAAGGGUUCAGUUCUUCCCGCAUCUAAACCCGACACUUGUUGGCUUGAAUUUAUCUCAUCGUCAUACCCAGACAGUACCAUUCAUCAACACCGAUCAUUGCUGUGGAGAGCAUCUCACUAAGUGACUUUAUUGAUUAGCAAGUGCCUUGAGUUCUUUCUGCUCUGUGACGUUCGUCAUGAUUGGACAAAGUUGAGAGGACUUUAGCAUUAAAGGGGAAUACAACUGAAUAUUAGUCGUGUAAAUGUAUCCAGCUGCUGAACAAUCACAGUUCAACACGUACGUUUGAGAAUUUAAUGCAGUUUACUUAUGCAGUUUGAAAGCCAGAGGGCUUGAAUGGUGACGGGAUGAAUUUCAUCAUUUAGAAAAGAACGUUUGGGCAUUAAUUUACUGCUGGGUUUAUUUCUAAACUGAUCUGACUUUCUGUUGUUCUGCAGCGUUCAAGACGCUUUAGAGAUGUUUUAAAUAAUAUUGUUUGUCAGGCACAUCGCAUGGUUUAGUGGAAUGUACGAAACGAGGCCUUUUCUCAUAGUUCAUUCACCACUAAAAUCAUUUUAAUUGAAGUUACAACCAGAGUUAAUCAAAAUCUUAAGAAAUUAAAGCACUGGGUGUUUUAUUCAUGGUUUAAUUGUUGGAUGUUUGUUAAAAGGAGUUUUGCAAAACAAAGCUUCGUAGGGAAUCUACUUCAGAUGAAUUACAAAUUGAAAGAACUAAAACUUUAUCAGAAUAUUAGUAUAUAUUAUUUUAUAGAUGUAUCAUUAUAUUUAUAUGUAAUAUUCAAAUCAUAAAUGUAAAGGUGAUGAACAGUACGGUACUGUGGAUGAAUGCUUGGUUUAGACUGUAAAAUCCGACACGACUCUUGCAGUUAUUUAUUCGAAGUCAAAUCUGAAAGUUUCUCAAGUAGACUUUUUUUUUUUUUGUAAAAGCAGUUGGGUAAUCAUGUUUUUAAUGAUUCCGUCCUUAAGACCACAAGUGACUCGAGCUGUAACGCUGCAGGCGACAUUGGUUGACACACGUGUGGUUGCACUUGUACACCAGUUUGUCCCAGCUGUUCCAUUAGAACCAGAAUGAUUUAAGAAAUAAAGUAGACAAAACACUGUA
Molecule: messenger RNA, 1939 nt
Organism: Anarrhichthys ocellatus (wolf-eel)
Lineage: Eukaryota; Metazoa; Chordata; Actinopteri; Perciformes; Anarhichadidae
Gene: med22
Product: mediator complex subunit 22
Exons: 3
Coding region: 326-748 (140 amino acids)
Biological process (GO): regulation of transcription by RNA polymerase II
Cellular component (GO): mediator complex
Molecular function (GO): transcription coregulator activity
Source: RefSeq, a predicted model, not a curated record